Molecule: messenger RNA, 420 nt
Organism: Letharia lupina
Lineage: Eukaryota; Fungi; Ascomycota; Lecanoromycetes; Lecanorales; Parmeliaceae
Exons: 2
Coding region: 1-420 (139 amino acids)
Source: RefSeq, a predicted model, not a curated record
AUGCCUCGCGGAAACGCUUCCCAGUCUAAGGUCCAUUACCAGGGUAAAGAAGAGGACUUUGUGAUCUACAUUGAUGACAUUGAGUCUGUGCAAAAGUGGAAGGGCGACCGUUCCAUCCCUCUAGCUCAGGUGGUUAGCGGCUUCAAGAUCUUUGUUACGCACAAACACGGGGCUCAGAAUGCGUACGAUGGAGCAAGUAAGGCUACUUUGGAGAAUGAGUUUGGCACAUCCAAUGAGGACGAGUGCAUGACCAAAAUUCUGGAGACUGGAGACCUUCAGCAUACCGAGGUAAGCCAGGAUGAGUGGAGCCUCUGCGCCACGGAGAAAUGGCAGCUGACAUUUACCAUUAGACGGGAGAACGUCAAGGACCUAAGAAUGACAGCAUGGGAACUCGGUCGGCUCAUUGAAGGAAUGGAAUGA